This is a messenger RNA of Nicotiana attenuata, 2975 nucleotides long. Its product is annotated as protein NRT1/ PTR FAMILY 5.2-like. Gene Ontology annotation, cellular component: membrane. The record is from RefSeq and is a predicted model, not a curated record. Gene Ontology annotation, molecular function: tripeptide transmembrane transporter activity; dipeptide transmembrane transporter activity. NCBI's taxonomy places the organism in Eukaryota, Viridiplantae, Streptophyta, Magnoliopsida, Solanales, Solanaceae. The coding region runs from base 1273 to 2694 and encodes 473 amino acids. The transcript has 3 exons. Gene Ontology annotation, biological process: dipeptide transport; transmembrane transport.
UACUCCUCUACUCUAACUCAUUACACGAUUUCUAUAACAGUCUCGUUUGUUCUAAAAAAUUGGCUACUAUAGUGAAAUAAUGUUAUAUAACACAUAUAUUAUAGCAUAAUAUGAAAAAUUGGUUCCAAAGAAAGCUUGGCCGUUAUAGAGAAGACUUAUUAUAAAAUGAUGAUUGUCAUAGAGAAAUUAGACUGUAUACAUAUAUUUUUUCUGAAAAUACUAACUUGUUUCGGAUUGAGGCGCAACACGUCUACUUUGUCAUAGAACAACACAACAUCACCGAGAUGAUGAUGUUACUAUAAUCGCCUAGUGCCAAAAGUACAUAGGACAUGUUUGAAUCCUCUGUUAUAAGUGACAUCCAACAAUUAAACAUAUCUAUAACAGUUUUGCCUGUUCCGAUAUUUUUUGGUAGCUAUGAUGAAGUAUUAUUAUAUAUAACAUAUAUCCUUUGUGUAACAUAACAUGAAAAAUUAGUUCCCAAAAAAAAAUAGUCAUUAUAGUAAAGUAUUAUUAUAGAUGAUGACUGUUAUAAAAAAGUUUGACUGUGUUUUAUAUUCCAUCAUUAUAUUAAAGAUGUAAUGUUGACGGGUUACUGAUUUCCUGAGAAGGAUAUAUGAUUAUUAUGGAGUGUAAUAUUUCCAAUACUCUAUAAUUGCAAGGUUAAUUGAAUAUUCCAAUUGACGAGCUGUCUUAGUAAUAAUCCCACAUUGUCGUUAUUAAUCGUUGCACCAAUAAUUUAUGACGAUGUUUCAUUUACUCCUCCAAUACUUCAUUUUCUUAAUUAAAUUUUGAAGUUGAAUAUUUUUUCCUUCUAUUUAUUUGCCCUAUAUAUGAACAUUUCAGAUGGUGACAUAAAUAGACCCAUACUUGUACGCUUGUCUCUUGUCGCAUCCUACAAUAAUUUUGAUUAUUUUAAUUGGCUAUAGGUCAUCGAAAUGAAAAGAAUUGACCAUGAACGGUCCUGCUCUGGUACUAGUAAAAUAUACAGUAAGGAAAAGGCCAUUAGCCAUAAACCAUUUCCCUUUAACUCAAGGACAACCCGGUGUAUAAAGUAUCCUUAAGGGUUGUAUCUCUUGGGAUGUGAUGUAGGAAUUAGUGACUGUUUUCGUAGCUCGAAUCCAUAAUAUAUAGUUCAUACGGAGAUAACUUUAUAGUUGCUGCAAAGCUCCCUUUUAAUGUGUAACUUGACAAGUUGAUAAAUUACGUUGUCCUUUUCUGCUAGAUACGACGUGAUUACCAAAAAAUAUAAAUCAAAUACAAAAAGAUGAAGUCAUGACAAAGGGUAUGUUUCUACUAACACUAGCUGUAUCAGUCCAUGGCCUAAAGCCACCUCCUUGUGUCAAUCCAACUGCAGCUAACUGCAAGAAAGCAUCCACACUUCAACUAGCUGUGUUUUUUGGUGCACUCUACACCUUAGCCGUCGGCACGGGCGGCACGAAGCCCAACAUAUCGACGAUCGGCGCCGAUCAAUUCGACGAGUUUCAUCCAAAAGAGAAAUCUCAAAAGCUUUCUUUUUUCAAUUGGUGGAUGUUUAGUAUUUUCUUGGGAACUCUCUUUGCUAACACUGUGCUUGUGUAUAUUCAAGAUAAUGUGGGCUGGACUCUUGGAUAUGGGCUUCCAACAGUGGGCCUUGGUAUAUCAAUAAUGAUAUUUUUGGCUGGAUCAUCUUUUUAUAGGCAUAAAAAGCCCAGAGGAAGCCCAUUUACAAGAAUGGCUAAGGUCAUUAUAGCUGCCUUAAGGAAAUGGAAAGUUACAGUCCCUACUGAUCCAAAAGAGUUGUAUCAGCUUGAUUUGGGAGAAUAUACCAAAAAUGGAAAAUUCAGAAUUGACUCCACACCUACAUUAAGGUUUCUGAAUAAAGCAUGUGUAAAAACAGAUACAACUGAUCCAUGGAUGUUAUGUUCAGUAACACAAGUGGAAGAAACAAAGCAAAUGCUAAGGAUGAUACCAAUCUUGAUAGCUACAUUCAUUCCAAGUACAAUGAUAGCUCAAAUCAACACACUUUUUGUCAAACAAGGCACAACCCUAAAGAGAAACAUUGGUAAUUUCAGUAUCCCUCCAGCUAGUUUAGGUGCAUUCGUUACCCUAUCGUUGCUAGUCUCCGUUGUGCUCUACGAUCGUUUCUUCAUGAAAAUCACCAAAAGAUUGACAAAAAAUCCAAGAGGUAUAAAUAUACUUCAAAGAAUGGGAAUUGGAAUGGCAUUCCAUAUUGUGAUCAUGUUAGUAGCAUCGUUCGUCGAAAGGCAUAGACUUAGUGUAGCUAAGGACAAUAACCUAGUUGAAAAUGGUAAACAAGUACCAUUAUCUAUAUUGAUUUUGCUACCUCAGUUUAUUCUUAUGGGAACAGCUGAUGCAUUUUUGGAAGUAGCUAAGAUUGAGUUUUUUUAUGAUCAAGCACCAGAAGGGAUGAAGAGUUUAGGAACUUCAUAUUCUAUGACAAGUCUUGGUGUUGGGAAUUUCAUUAGUAGUUUCUUGCUUUCUACAGUUUCUGAUAUUACCAAAAAGCAUGGGAAUCACAGAGGAUGGAUCUUAAACAACUUGAAUGCAUCUCAUCUUGACUAUUACUAUGCGUUUUUCGCGGUACUUAACUUAUUGAACUUCUUCUUUUUCUUGUUUGUGAGCAAGUUUUAUGUGUAUAAAGCUGAAGUCUCAGAUUCAUUGGCUGUCCUAAGGCAAGAAUUGGAGAUUGGAUAAAAACAUAGGGUGACUAAUAGCCAAGAAACUUCAACCAACACACAGAUUUGAUGGUAGGAUAUUAACUAACAUAUUUAGUUAGGUAGUGUACUAUAUGGUUAUGGCGCGGAUCCUCCAAAAUUGCCACAACACGCAUGUCAGAUCCUCCGAAAAUGCAUGUCACUUCAGACAUAUCGGAUCCUCCAAAUAUUAUGCAUUUUUGGAGGAUCUGGCACGAGUGCUGCAGCAUUUUUCGAGAAUUCGAUCAUCGUAGCUAUAUAGUCCAAUAGUUUUCUUCAUCA